AUGGCCGAUACGGCUGCGAACAGCACGGGGGCAACCGAGAUGCCCCUUGCCUUCAUGCCAGCCCCCAACGGCAGCGAGUCGAAUGAGGCUAUUGGACCUGGAGCGAUUGAGACCGCAACGUCUUCCUCCAAAAGUCCAGUGCCCGCCGAAUUGUCGAGUGAGCAGAAAGUCGACCUGGAGCACCGAAAUGAUGUCCUGUCAGGGGAGGACCAGGAUGGCCUCUUGCCAGGUGGCAAAGAGCUUCACCAAACAAUGGACCAGAUGAACCAAGGAAUCAAUGAGAUUGCUGCUUCGGUCAAAUCAUUGUGCUCCAGGUUUUCUAUGCCACCUGUUCAGUCGACCUGGCCAAUCCACUACCGGCCACCACCGCAACCACCCUUUCCAUUCAGGUCCCGUUCCGUAUCUUCAGCGUCCAGCAUUUCGAGGACUUGGAUGAGGCCACCAGCAGUCUUAGAAGCGAAGGUGCGGGAGUACGACUGGGAAAACUUCAUGAAUCGCUUUUCCGAUGAGCAUGAAAACUAUGCCAUUGAGGUUCUUGUUUCUGGGCCUGAUCUUCAAGACGAGAUCAAUCAGGAGAAGAAGAAACGCGGGGAAAAGGCGCCAAAACCCGAGACGGAAGAGGUUACCCCGGAAGCAUCAUCAACUCGCAAACCCUGGAUUCAGCAGGUGCGGAUUCAGUCUUCCGCUAUCCUCUCAUUCUUAAGGAUGCUUCUGGGCAAGGAAGCCGCCUGGUGGGAUGCCGAUGUGAAGACGUUUAAGAGACCUUUCCGGGCUUUCAUUCUUCUCCAAUCGAAAGCGAAAGUGGAAUUGGAAAAGAUCGAAGAAUAUCUGCUUCGUCACCCAACGGAAGCCAAACCUGAACAAAGCUCAACAGCCUCUGAGAUCCCGGCAGAAUCUUCCGAGCAUUCCACGACCGAGAACGAGGUGGCACGUCUUGAUGCUCCAGCGAGGUCACGCAGCAGGUCACGUAGCAGGUCCCCGAUGCCCACGGUGGAAACUGAGGAGCUCACCACGGAGUAUAUUGCUCAGCUGCCAGGUGCGCUGGAACAGAUCCGUUGUUACGUUGAGUUUGUUGACAAAGACAUCCUCCCAUUCUACCAAGAAUUCGAGAAUAUCGACCCCAAGAAACCUCCCAAGGUUCGCUUUGAAGACCUUUGGUACGUCUUUCGAGUUGGCGAGCUACUAUAUACGCCGAGGCAGAAGGAUUCUUCGCAGAAGCAAGACAAGAAGGAAAAUCAAGACAAGCAGAAUGAACAGAGGCGCCAAACCAGCGCCUGGGAAGACCACGACGUAGCCACAAGACAAACCAUCUGGAGAAUACAUGGCGUCCAUAUACCAGGUGACGAAGGAAAAUUCGGCGUUACUAGUUCGGUGAACCUCUUUUGUCAUUACAUCGAUUUCGAUGGCACAGAGUUCGGUGCUGUCGAGAAAGAGUUCCAGCUGAGACCCUACGAUGAUGAACGAAACUUGACUGCGUUGGCAGCAUACCCUUUAAGAUUUGCAGCUAACGCAGCUCAAAUCUUGGAUCAGGCUAAAGUCAUAGGCAGAAAAUUCCUAGCGAGUAUUCACAACCGCCAUGGUGCGUAUAGCGGCUGGACUCUGUUACACGAUCCACAGGGACUACCAAUGCCAAAUACCUCUGGCGAUUUCACAAGGACACCUGAGCAUAUCAAUAGCGAGAUCAUUGUCGAUUUCCACGAAGGUCUCAACCAAAGUCCAUGGUGGAAGCCCUCGAUCUUUUCUGGAAGUAGCUCUCUCGACAUUCGUACGAGGUACGGGCCAACUGAAGACAGACACAUCGUGUGGUCCGACAAAGAUCGCAAGGAGAAAUUGCGUGUACGAGAUAUAGAUAUAUUCUCGAGUGAUGGAAUGCACGAUUACGAAUAUCAAGAGUUCAUGAAGGACCACAAAUACUUGAGACCCAAGGCGGAGGACGAUCGUCGGAGGACGGAGCCAGAAGGCGAAGACAUUGCUCUCCUCCCAAGGCGCAUCAUUGGCUAUGCCUUGUGGGAGCGAAAAUUUGUACUACUCGACUUGAAUUUUCUUGAUCAAAUGGCUGUAACAGCCAGGGACAACGCAUUCGACAAACUUGAAAUCGAUCACUUACACAAGAGGCUCAUACAGUCUAUUGUCAGUGCCCAUUUCAAAAGCAGAGACAUCGAGAAAGGCGGAAAAGGAUUGGGCACUCAAGACAUCAUCCGGGGUAAAGGCAAGGGCCUUGUGCUUCUCCUUCACGGAGUCCCGGGUGUUGGUAAGACGGCGACAGCGGAGGCGGUCGCCCAGAAAUGGGGAAAACCUCUCUUUCCCAUCACUUGCGGUGACCUGGGUCUCACGCCUGAAAGUGUGGAAAAAUCCCUGAAUGGAAUUUUUCGCCUCGCUCAUUUGUGGGAUUGUGUGCUUCUGUUAGAUGAGGCAGAUGUCUUCAUUAGUCGCCGUACGCAUGGAUCAGAUCUGCAAAGGAACGCUCUCGUCUCAGUAUUCCUUCGCAUGUUGGAAUAUUACAACGGAAUUCUCUUCCUGACCACCAAUCUUCCCGGUUACCUUGACGAGGCUGUCAAGUCUCGUGUACAUCUCAAUUUGCGAUACGAUGCGCUUACCCUCGAGCAAGUUAAGGGCAUAUUUCGGCUGAACAUAAAUCAGUUGAACGAGAUAGAGCGAGAACGUUCUCAAGCCUUGGGUACAACGCAAAUGGACAUUUUCGAGGAAGAAAUCAUUGAUUUUGCAGAGGACCACUGGAAGAGCCACACCGAAGAGCUUGGUCGUUGGAACGGGCGACAGAUUCGCAAUGCUUUCUCUAUUGCAUCAUCGCUGGCACAUUUUGAUGCGGAAGGGAAAGCUGGAAGAGCAGUACAACUGCGCAAGUGUCAUUUCCAAGAAGUCCAGAAGGCUACAGUUCUUUACGACAGAUACAGGUAUUCUAUCCUGACUGCAUCAGAUGGUGAUAGAGCGAAACAGUUCGAGGCUCGGAACGACGACUUCAACGAACGCACCUUCACACAGCGCGGAAAUGAGGCCGCACAAGGCAGUGCUCUGUACUCCAGGCUAAGUGUCCAAAAUACGCCGAGCCGAGCCCAAGGUCCGUACGAACAGAGAGGGGCCAGCCCCCAACCGACACCGUCCCAGCCUGCGUUGGGUAUCAGAAGUGCACCUGAGUCGGCCGGCUUCUCUCAGAAUCAGCAGGCAGGCUACCACACGCCACGACAGAAGCAACCUGGCUUCUACCCGCCCCCUCAGGCAUCUCCUAAUUUGCAGGAACGUCCCGGAGGAUAUCCCCCCACGCCACAGGAUUUCUAUCCUACACAGCAUACAGGAGUGUCAAUACAGCAGCACAUUUCUCACUCUCAAACGUCCUCGCUGCCAUACCGGGACGAUGCCGUUCGUGACCUUCAAGGACAGACAGGCUAUGGUCAGGCGCAGGCCACGAUCCAUGGAAGCGGUCAUUACACCAACUUGUGA
Messenger RNA from Diaporthe amygdali, 3456 nucleotides. RefSeq lists its product as uncharacterized. Gene Ontology annotation, molecular function: ATP hydrolysis activity; ATP binding. The transcript is spliced from 2 exons. The record is from RefSeq and is a predicted model, not a curated record. The coding region runs from base 1 to 3456 and encodes 1151 amino acids. NCBI's taxonomy places the organism in Eukaryota, Fungi, Ascomycota, Sordariomycetes, Diaporthales, Diaporthaceae.